This is a messenger RNA of Lathyrus oleraceus (garden pea), 651 nucleotides long. RefSeq lists its product as uncharacterized. The record is from RefSeq and is a predicted model, not a curated record. NCBI's taxonomy places the organism in Eukaryota, Viridiplantae, Streptophyta, Magnoliopsida, Fabales, Fabaceae. The coding region runs from base 1 to 651 and encodes 216 amino acids. The transcript has a single exon.
AUGGUAAAUAGGAAUCAAGAUGACGAUGAAGUUAUACGUCAAGUUCGACGUGAUGAUAUGGCAGCGGAUAACAAUUUAGCAACCAUGGUCGAAAGGGUUAUGGCACGAAAUGGGGUAAAUGCUGGCCUCCAUGGGUCAAACUAUACAUCACCAUUAUCUGAGUAUAUUCUGCAGUCAGAGUUACCCCCUAGAUGGAAAUUUUCUAGGGACACUAGUGAAUCCACAAUCGAAUAUGUGGCAAGGUAUCUAAUUGAGGCAGGGGACAUUUCAAAUAAUGAGAAUCUGAAAGUAAAAUACUUCCCAAGUUCCCUCAUUAAGAAUGCCUUUACAUGGUUCACAAUGCUCCCAGCAAGUUCGAUUCAUGAUUGUACUCAUCUAGAAAAACUGUUCCAUGAACAAUUUUACACAGGACAGUCGAAGAUUAGUCUGAAGGAGUUGGCUAGCGUUAAGCGUAAAUUUACUGAGCCAAUAGACGAAUAUUUUAAUAGGUUCCGUUUUCUAAAGGCAAUGUGUUUUAUGCAAGUUCCUGAACACGAGUUAGUCAAAAUGGUUGCUGAUGGUUUAUAUUAUUCCAUCAGAAAGAAAUUGAACAUCCAAUACUUGAGAGAUAUGUCCCAAUUGACUGAUAGGGUUCGACAGGUAGAGCGCUAG